Molecule: messenger RNA, 1509 nt
Organism: Momordica charantia (bitter melon)
Lineage: Eukaryota; Viridiplantae; Streptophyta; Magnoliopsida; Cucurbitales; Cucurbitaceae
Product: RHOMBOID-like protein 1
Biological process (GO): proteolysis
Cellular component (GO): membrane
Molecular function (GO): serine-type endopeptidase activity
Source: RefSeq, a predicted model, not a curated record
CAUUGGAAGAUUUUUUUUCCGAGAGCAAGUGAAAAAUGGAGUUGCUAGCUCAACUGCAACCGCCCAAUUUUUUUUUUCAAGAACGUUUUUUAUGCUGUAAAUUAACUUAUUGAAGAAAAUUGCGUAUCCCAAGCGGCCAUGGUAGGUGACCUUUGACUCUGACAUCUUCAAAAUUCAAAUAAUGACUUGGUAAGCUCAAUUGCUGUCUAUCAUUUUGUUUCUUUAACUUGAGAAGAGCUUCAAUGGCGGAUCAAGAGCCUCGUUCAGAUACUCAAAUUAGGAUCAAUUCCCGGCGAGGCAGUACUGCAGUACACCCAGUGGCGGCGGAGGAAGGCUCAAUUGGUCGCCGGGAAAUCAAGCAAUUCAAGAAAUGGAUCCUCUGGUUGAUACCUUCAUUUGUUGUAGCCAAUGUUGUUGUGUUCAUUGUCACCAUGUACGUCAACGAUUGCCCCAAGAAUUCGGUCUCUUGCGUUGCGCGAUUCUUGGGCAGAUUCUCUUUCCAGCCCCUGAAAGAAAAUCCUCUGCUUGGACCUUCAUCUUCAACGCUACAGAAAAUGGGUGCGCUAGAAGUAAAUAAAGUGGUUCACGGAGACCAAGUGUGGCGUCUCGUCACCUGCAAUUGGUUACAUGCCGGUGUCUUUCAUUUGUUGGCGAAUAUGCUGGGUCUCUUGGUCAUUGGAAUUCGUCUUGAGCAAGAAUUCGGAUUUAUUCGGAUCGGCUUGCUCUACGUUGUAUCGGGAUUUGGCGGGAGUGUGUUGUCAGCUCUAUUCAACCAAUCAAACAUCUCUGUUGGGGCUUCUGGUGCUCUGUUUGGGUUACUCGGAGGAAUGCUCUCUGAACUCAUCACUAACUGGACCAUAUAUUCUAACAAGGUAGCAGCUUUUUUUACUCUGUUGGUCAUUAUUGCGAUCAAUUUGGCAGUGGGAAUUCUUCCUCGUGUUGACAAUUUUGCUCAUAUUGGAGGAUUUGUUUCUGGGUUUCUUCUGGGGUUUGUGUUUCUUGUUCGCCCGCAGUUUGGAUGGGUUAGCCGAAGCCAGAGAUAUGGUUCUCUAUCAAAUCCUACCGUCUCUGUUCAACAUAAAUUCAACAUAUAUCAAUGCAUAUUGUGGAUUAUUUCCUUAAUCCUUUUGAUUGCCGGGUUCACAGUUGGCCUGGUUUUACUUCUUAGAGGAUUUGAUGCGAACCGUCAUUGCUCUUGGUGUCAUUAUUUGUCUUGCAUUCCUACUUCUAAAUGGAGCUGUAAUUCAGACCCUGCAUACUGCUUGUCUCAGCAAGUGGGUAACCAGCUGAAUGUCACGUGCUCCACCAACGCCAAAUCCGGGACCUAUAUUCUCCCAAAUGCCUCAAGUUCUCAGAUACAAAGUUUGUGUUCUGCCCUCUGCAACUCAUUCAAAUAAUAUCAUCAUCAUCAUCCCUUCCCUUCCCUUCCCUUCCCUUCCCUUCCCUUUGAAAUAUUGCCUCUGUACAAUUUGUAUUUCUCCCUGAAACUCUCAGCUACAUAAAUAUAAA